Molecule: messenger RNA, 9379 nt
Organism: Myxocyprinus asiaticus (Chinese sucker)
Lineage: Eukaryota; Metazoa; Chordata; Actinopteri; Cypriniformes; Catostomidae
Gene: patj
Product: PATJ crumbs cell polarity complex component
Exons: 48
Coding region: 197-5971 (1924 amino acids)
Molecular function (GO): protein binding
Source: RefSeq, a predicted model, not a curated record
GUGAGACUCGCGCAGGUGAAAAACACACUCGCGUACAGACAAAACAAGACAUUAUCUCAGCCCAAAACAAGAGUUAAAAUGUGGGAUUUUGUUUUAUGAGGGCGUCGAUAUUGACAGAGGCCUGGUUUAACAUCAAGAGCAAGUGUUUCGACGUAUAUUGUUGAUCUGUCUGCACUGAAUUUUCAAAGGAACAACAAUGUAUGAGAAUGUACCGACAGUGUCCGCUUCUGAGCGGCAGCAGGUGCUUCAGGCCUUGGAGAGGCUGCAGUCCAAGCUCGUGCAGAGGGAAGAGUGGACCCACAGUGACAGGCUCGGCACGUUGAAGGAAGCCCUGCAGAGCCCUCUGUUCGGCCACAUCCUCACCCUACAACACUCUGUCAAACAGCUUAAAGACCAGUUAAACAGCUUGCCCCCAGACACCUGCAGCGAGUUCAGUUUCUCUAAAAAGGGCCAGUUGAUCGUCAGCGCAAGUCGUCCGUCCAGUAGCCUGGGAUCCGUGGCGUCCAACGGUACAGCUUCGACUAACACCUCUUCCGAGCAGCUUCAAAGAUGGAUAUAUGCAGCGGCAAAGGGAAAGAGAACAGAGCUGAUCAGCCUCCAGAAGCCGUUAUCUGGAGGAUUGGGCUUCAGUGUAGUGGGCCUGAGACCGGAGGGGGUGGGCAGUCAUGGCGUGUUCGUCAGGCAGAUACAGCAAGGAAGUGUCGCAGACAGGGAUGGAAAGUUGCAAGAGAAUGAUCAGAUUUUGGCAAUUAAUGGGAUUCCUCUGGAUCAGAGCGUGACACAGCAGCAGGCCAUCGCUCUGCUCCAGCAGCAGAGAGACCGUGUGGAGCUGGUGGUGGCCACAGACGCUGCAGCCAUGCCCAGGCUCUCUACAUCUGGACCCAUUCAGAUGGACCAGUGGGGACACAUGGAGGAGAUCGAGCUGGUCAACGAUGGCUCUGGCCUUGGUUUCGGGAUUGUCGGAGGCAAAACAACAGGAAUGGUGGUCAGGACCAUAGUGCCCGACAGUGUGGCCGAUAAGGAUGGGAGGCUGAGAACAGGUGACCACAUCCUUCGGAUUGGUGAGACGUCCACGCGGGGCUUGGCCAGUGACCAAGUGGUGCAGGUGCUGCAGGCCUGCGGUAGCCGUGUGCGCAUGCUGAUCGCACGAGACCCUCUGGGGGCACCUCUAUCCCCACCCCCACUUGCCCCCGCCACUGGCCCCGUCACCUCCCCACCUCCUUUACCUCCUGUACCAGCCAACAGGGCUGGCAAAACGCCCAACUUGGAGGGCUACGAAAUCCACGAAGUUGCGUUAAAAAAGAAGGAAGGCCAGAGCCUCGGGAUCUCUAUAAUUGGUUAUAACGCCUUAACCAGUGAGGAUGCCGUGGGGGUCUUCAUAAAGAAUGUGGUUCCAGCCAGCGCCGCUGAGCAAAGCGGGAAAAUCCAUGUCAACGACAGGAUAAUAGCAUUGAAUGGCGUAAACCUCCAAGGAUUCACCAACCAGGAAGUCCUGGAGGUAAUGAGGCAGACGGGUGAGAUGGUAAACCUUACCCUUAUCAGGAAGAUCGCCUCGCCCAAAAGGAUGCACGCAGAGAAAUCUCUGGAUAAAGUCCAAAGAGAGUCAUCGCGUGUGUCUCUGAAAAGAUCGUCUGAGAUCAAGACUCGAGCGGAUGUUCUAAGGAGUUCUUUGAUGGAGUCUGUGGACCCUGCUCUGAGUGGGAUUAAGCAACAGCUGCAGGGGAAAAUCCAAGAGCCGACCGCGCUGACGGAGAUGGAGCUUCGCGCUAAAUGGGAGCAGGCUCUCGGCCCGCAUUACAAUGUUAUGGUUGUGAAGUUAGAUCCGGUCAUAGAAGAUGAUGUUGAGUUGCAGAAAUACUCCAAGCUUCUCCCAAUACACACAAUGCGCUUGGGCGUGGAACUAGACUCUUUUGACGGACAUCACUACAUCUCUACAGUAGCUCCUGAGGGCCCAGUUGCAAAACACGGGUUACUUCGACUAGAGGAUGAACUUCUGGAGGUGAAUGAUGUGCAGUUGUAUGGGAAGUCCAGAAGGGAAGCUGUUGCUUUCCUCAGAGAGGUUCCUCCUCCAUUUACUCUGGUUUGCUGCCGACGCCUCGCUGAGGAGGGCAGCGAUUAUCACCCUGAAUCUGAAGAGUGGCGCUCAACCAGCCCCUCAACCAACCUACAGGAACAGAUUGAGAAUAACCUCUCCAUGUUGGCUAAUGACACAAGUCUGCGAGACAGCAUGAGAGAACAGUUCAAGGCCCGUCAGGUAUCUGCAAUUCAGCAGGAGGCUGACAAUGAAAGAGACCCUUUAGAGCCAAGCAGCCCUGAGAGGGAGGAGAUAGAUGAGGAAGAGGAUGAAGGGGAGCUUGCUCUCUGGUCUCCAGAAGUUCAGGUGCUGGAACUGGAGAAAGGAGAAAGAGGUCUUGGCUUCAGCAUACUAGACUAUCAGGACCCUUUGGAUGUUGCACACUCAGUGAUUGUCAUCCGUUCCCUGGUGCCUGGUGGGGUGGCGGAGAAUCACGGUGGGCUGCUCCCUGGAGACCAGCUGGUUUUUGUUAAUGACUCUCAUCUGGACACAUGUUCUCUGGCAGAAGCAGUUGAGGUCCUCAAAACUGCUCCACCUGGGAAGGUCUACCUUGGAAUUAGGAAACCACUGGUGCCAGAGGAGAGCAGUGGUUUGCAGCGGUCCUCUCUGAAUGUAGAGAGUGUGAAUGAGCAAUCAGUUGCAAAGCAAGCCAUCAGCCACACUCUCCUAUCUAUGACGGAGGACUUUGAAAAUGGUUCCAUCUUAUCUGAUGACCUGGACGAGGAGCCAGAGCUGAUCUUGGAUGCCGAACCCCGCUAUGCCUCUCCCCUAACCACCGUUGACCUCCUGCCUGGCUUGGAGAGAGAAAUGGCUGUGGAUGAAGAGGACGAAGAGCAAGAGAGGGUGGAAACUCCAAGGUCCAAGGGCGAGAGUCUACCUUUAUACCUCAGCAAGAAGACCCAUUCCCGGGAUGAACCAGCAAAAUCCAGCAUCUAUCAGUUCACCCCUGAUACACAAGAGCAGUUCACAGAGGACGAUCUUGGCACAAUCGUUGAGCACAUUCAGGCUCAAGAACUGCAGCUCUCGCGGAUUCCCCUCAGUCAGCCUUUGUCAUGGGUGGAGGCAGCCGACAGCGACGCAGACUCUGACUCCAGGAAUGGAGGCUCAGAACUCACCUUGACUGACACCGACACUGAGUCUGCGCAGCUGACAUCCUUUGACAACAAGAAGAAGGAGAGAAACCUGGGGGCUGGUGUUUCAUCAAUCAGAGGAGGCCACAGUGACCUACCAGAGAGAGAGGAGGGAGAGGGUGAGGAGACACCUGCAUUCAGUCACUGGGGUCCCCCACGCAGAGUGGAGGUGUGGCCGGAGCCGCUGGAGUCUCUGGGUAUCAGCAUAGUUGGCGGACGGACCGUUAUAAAGCGACUGAAAAACGGAGAAGAACUGAAGGGCAUUUUCAUCAAACAGGUGCUGCCAGAGAGCCCAGCUGGACGCACAGGUGCCCUUAAAACAGGAGACAAGAUCUUACAGGUGUCUGGAGUUGAUUUGCAGAACGCCAACCAUGAGGAGGCAGUACAAGCCAUCAAAACGGCCCCUACUCCUGUGGUCUUCAUCGUGCAGAGCCUGUCAUCCACUCCUCGGCCUGUCUCUGUAAUGGCCUCCAGCAUAAGACAGCACAAAGCUAAAAGAAAAGCUGCCCAGCAGAAAGCAGGACAGACCAGUGCCCCUCCGCCCAUGCGCCUCCCCCCACCCUAUAGACCUCCCAGCCUAGUGCAGGAGGAGGAACGGCAGGAGGAAGAGAGGGAGGAUGAUCAGGAGGCAAGAGAAGUGAUCAGGCAGAGGUACGCAGACCUGCCGGGAGAGCUGCUGAUCGUGGAAUUGGAGAAGGAUCGAAAUGGCUUGGGACUCAGCCUGGCCGGAAACAGGGAUCGGUCAUGUAUGAGCAUUUUUGUGGUGGGGAUCACACCAGGAGGGCCGGCCAGCCGCGACGGACGCAUUAAAGUGGGCGAUGAGCUGUUGGAGAUAAACAACCAGGUGUUGUACGGCAGAAGCCACCAGAACGCGUCAGCCAUAAUAAAAAGUGCCCCGUCAAAGGUCAAAGUCGUGCUGGUCAGGAAUGAAGAUGCUGUCAAUCAAAUGGCUGUCCCUCCCUUUCCCUCUCAGACUUCCCCUUUCUACCCUAGUGAGGCCCAUCAUAAUACGCCAGCGGUUCCAGCUCUGCCAGAGAAGCCACAGUUACCCGAGAGCCUCCCUCUCAGCAGAGGCCCACCGGAGCUGCCACUAAUCAAAGAGCAGCCCAGCGUGGCUCUAGCCGUGAGCCUCACACCUAGAGAACCAACACAGAAGAGUGUCAGAGAGGGAGAGUUAGCUUUGAAGAAGUUGAAGUCUUCAGAAAAAGUGCUGGACUCUACAAGUGAACAGUCACUCAGACCUAAUGUGGAACAGAUCACCAGUCUUCCAAAAAACCUGAGAAAUUCCACCAAACCUACAGCAGGUUCUCUGGAGGUCACAUCCCCGGGAUCAUUCACGCCAGUCUCUGGCACCACCCCUGACUUCGAGGACUGCAGCAAAGACCCUGCUACAUGUCCCAUAGUUCCAGGACAAGAGAUGGUUAUUGAGAUUUCUAAAGGCCGAUCUGGACUGGGUCUCAGUAUAGUUGGGGGCAGAGAUACUCAGCUGGAUGCCAUAGUGAUUCAUGAAGUGUAUGAGGAGGGGGCAGCGGCACGGGACGGUCGACUCUGGGCAGGAGAUCAGAUUCUCGAGGUAAAUGGAGUGGACCUGCGCAGCGUGGCUCAUGAAGACGCAAUAGCUGCUUUGCGGCAAACACCAUCGAGAGUGCGUUUGAUGGUUCUGCGUGAUGAAGCACAGUACAGGGAUGAGGAGAACCUCGACAUGUUCCGUGUGGAGCUCCAGAAAAGAACCGGCCGUGGGCUGGGCCUGAGCAUCGUCGGUAAGAGAAAUGGUAAGGGUGUGUUCAUCUCAGACGUGGUGAAGGGUGGAGCAGCUGAUCUGGACGGCAGACUGAUGCAGGGUGAUCAGAUUCUGUCCGUGGAUGGAGAGGACAUGAAACAGGCCUCGCAGGAGGCCGUCGCCGCUAUCCUCAAGUGCGCCAGAGGAAAAGUGCAGUUGGAACUGGGCAGACUGAAGGCUGCUUCUUGGAUCUCAUCCAGACGUACUUCCCAGGGAAGUCAGAUGAGUCACGUGAGCGCCAACAGCAUCACCCCCACUCCCAUGCCCCCUGUCGUGGCCCCACCCCCCUCUCAAGCCCUCAACAACAGCAAUCGAGCCAUCACUGAACCCAAUGGCAAAAGCACAGGUACAGAACCAGGCCUCCGUACAGUUGAAAUCACACGGGGUCCCACAGAUGCUCUGGGUGUCAGUAUAGCAGGCGGUAAGGGCAGUCCACUUGGCGACAUCCCCAUUUUCAUCGCUAUGAUCCAGGCCAACGGCGUGGCUGCCAAGACACAUCGCCUCAAAGUAGGUGACAGGAUUGUGAGUAUAAAUUCUCAGUCUCUGGAUGGCUUUACUCACGGGGAUGUCGUAAAUAUACUGAAGAACGCUUACGGCACCAUUGUUCUCCAGGUGAUCGCCGACACCAACAUCAGUGCCAUAGCCAGUCAGGUUGAGAGUCUGUCCAGUAGCUCCACCCCCAGCACCAGCCCAGAGGUCCGACCCGUUGAACCAGAGGCCCCAAAGCCAAAGAGCAUCACUCUGGAGAAGGGCUCGGAGGGACUAGGCUUCAGUAUUGUAGGUGGAUUUGGGAGUCCACAUGGAGAUCUUCCCAUCUAUGUGAAAACAGUCUUCUGCAAGGGGGCAGCAGCGGUGGAUGGGCGUCUGAAGCGUGGAGACCAGCUCCUGUCAGUUAACGGAGAGAGUCUGGAGGGAGUCACACACGAACAAGCUGUGGCCAUACUGAAGAAACAGAGAGGAUCAGUCACAUUGUCUGUGCUCUCCUAACACACAAGCACACAUCUUAAAGGGAUAGUUCACCCAAUAAUUUAAUUCUGUCAUCAUUUACUCACCUUCAUGUUAUUCCAAAUGUGUAUGGAACAACAUGAGGUUGAGUCAAUGACAGAAUUAGCAUUUUUGGGUGAACUAUCCUUUUCAAGGACUACAUCCACAGAAAAACACAAACAUUCCUUUCACAUGUCUUAAAGAGAACACAUCAGCAAUGGCCGUCAUUUGGACACUUUACCUCCUCGUACUGUCUGUUAUGGAGUCGUGAGGACUGAUAGAGAGAGGCUGUUUGCACUUGAUGCCGUCUCCACUUUACUGUUUGUACAUCUGGUGUUUUAGAUUAUAAAGGGAAAUCACACAUGCAUUGUGUCUGCACAGCAUUGUAUUGUCUUAGUUUUUGGACCUGUAGCCUCUCCAUUGGCAACUGUUGAGCAGGUGAAUUAUGUGGUAAUAUUAGAGGUGAUUAUUUUAAUGUAAUGAGUGCUGGUAACUCAAGACCAGGAGAUAAAUUUGGAGUAGCAGACACAAGACACUAACACAGUAUACACACACUAAAACAACUUUUAGUCCUGCUAAUUUCAUGAUUUAAACUUAAAUAAACAGAAACAUGCAAUUAACAUUAUACACAGAACAACCCACAAACUUCUCAAGAAAUCAGAUACAUUUUCAUAAGAUUAGAUUGGAAUGUUUUAGUGGGUUUUAUUUAGCCUGUAUUAGAUAUUAAGAUCAUUUCAAUCAGAUUUUGUUAUGUUACAGGGUAGCUUUAUGAAUAUUUCAAGGAAUAAUUCACUCAAAAAUUACAAUUCCGUAAUCAUUUAUUCACCCUCAUGUUGUUCCAAUCUUGUAUGGCAUUCUUCCUUAGAACACAAAUAUAGGUGUUUUGCAGAUUUUUUUCAUAAAUAAAUUUUUUUGCAAAUUUAUAUUUACGUGGCUCUUUUUUGUAGCAAAUUUGCAACAUUUAUUCACAUUCACACAAAUCACAAGUAAAAUUUCAGAUUAUUAGUUCAGUUUUUGUUGAUUUAAAACUCAAUAGAGUAACCUCUUCAGCCACCGGCGGGUUGCGAAAAAAGAUUAAUACUUUAAAUAGAUUAAAUACGCUUGAAAUGUUCAAGUCUCCGAAUGCAUAAGUCAGGCAUAUGGGGUAUCGUUUGAAAGCUUAAAAUCUGAACUUUGCAUAGAUAAUCAUCACUUGUGCAUUUAUGUUACAUAAAAUAAGGCCUGAAAACAUUUGCAUCGCAAAUCACCGCCACCUAGAAGUCAUGUGGUAUAAAUAUAAAUAUAAAAGUCUUUCAAAUAGCACAUAAAUAGACGCAUCAUAUAUCAAAUGAAAGCACUCAUUCUCAGAAAUGCGACUGCAUAGUUUAUUUUAUUGCCGUAAUACCACAGUUCGAAAGAUUCUCAAAAGAAUCACAAGGUGAAAUGAUUUCUGUAAGACAUCAAAUACAAAUGUCUCUUUUAUGUGCCGAUCACUGCUGCUGUAAACCCCAAAUAGCUAAAAACUUUAUAUCUGCUCUUACCUUAGGCACUUUUCUAAAAAUAAUUAGCCACUGUUUACUUGUUUGUGAGCUUGCUUGUGUGAAUAAUCUAAUGUUAUAUCUUAGAUGUCCAGAACUAAAUAUGUGGUCCAGCAGGAAAAGCAUACUAAACCAAUCUUCGGAAAUAUAUGUUAUCGACUAUUGAUGAUAAAAUGUUAUACAUCAUCACAAAGGGGAGGAUGUCAGCUUUCUAAUGACAACAAUUGAGCUUCUAGUCCACUCAGAGGCCGAGAUAUUCAGUGAAAGAAUAGUGGUGGUUUGUGAACUGAAAAUUAGACUGAAUGUCUAUGGACACACAUCUGUGUGGGCUAAAUUGCAUUAGCGCAACACCUACAUUUCAGAUCGCCAUUUUGUGAUGGAUAUUGAUAGAGGAAAAAUUCUUUUUUCUAGUAUUUGCUGCCAUCUAGUGGAAUAAAAUAAGACUUUUUGGGAUUUUUGUAGGGAAAUGGAGUGAACAGAACCAGAAUUAAAUGCUUACAAAGUUAGGCCAAAAAAAAAAUAUCUUUUUUUUAUUUUAUUCAUUAUAAGAUUGUAAACAUAUACAAUAUUAUUUAUGAAUAAUUGGAGGGGUUUUUUCUGAAAAAUUAGAAAAAAAAUUGGCAAUUUGUCCAAUUAGUGUAAAUGUUGAUCUUUUAAAUUUUAAUGUGAAAGAUUGCAGGUGGCAGCCCAAAAAUGCCCCAGAGUUGAAGAGGUUAAAAACCUUCUGUUUCGGAGAAAAUUUAACUCUCUUUUAGUGCCACACGGCGGACAUUUCACCUUUAAGGAAUGCUGUAAUGUUAUUAAGCAAAAAUGUUGCCACAGUCACAAAAUUUUGAUGAGAUCAGGUUGCAAUUUAAGAUGUCGAUAUAACUUGUGCACUACAUUCCAAGUCUUCUGAAGCCAUACGAUAGCUUUGUGUGAGGAACGCACAGAAAUUUAAGCAGUUAUUUACUUAAAAUCUUGCGACAUGAGGGUGAAUAAAUAAUGACGAAUUUUCAUUUCAAGGUGAACUACUCCAAUUGCAUUGCUGUAUCAGGAUUUUAAAUUGCUAUAAUCAAACCUCUACUGAUAUACGUUGUUGCACAGAAAUUCUUUCGAAUAACAUAGAUUUUUUUUUUUUUUUUUACAUUUUAAUUAAUUUGUAAUUCAGUUGCACACAUUUCUAGUGUUUAGUUGUAAAUAUGUAAUUUAAUUCUUUUGUAGGGCAUGAUUUUGCAAAGCUAUUGUCUUUAUGAAGAUGCCUAGUUUGACACCUCGUCUCAUUGAAUGUGUGUCUCACAAUAUGAGGAUAUCCUGUGUCAGUCUGUCUUCUAGAGGAAUUGUAUCAGGGUCUCCAGGUUAUAGACAGUGUGUGGCAACCCUAACCAGACCGUCUUGUCCACUAGGAUUUUGUAAGCACAUAGCAGACAUUGUCCUCUCAUACUGUACCUCUGUCUUGAAUUCUCGUGCCAUGUGGACAGUGUGUUGUGACCUGUCUACUGCUGCAUCCCUUUAAAAAGCUUACCUGUGUUUCUUAUGCCUGUCUUCCCUUCUUGAAUCACCCUUCCAGCUGAUGCAACUCAGUUUGCUAGAUCUUUAGGUUUGGGCUGUGAACCACAAAAACGAAUCUUGUCGAUCGUUAAAGUUAGUUCAGCCAAAAAUGACAAUUCUGUUAUGUUGUUCCAAACCCACAGAAGAAUGAAAGUCAUAUGUUUUGGAACAAUAUGAUAACAGAAAAUGGUUAUUUUUUGGUGAACUAUCGCUCACUCGUAAAACUCCGUAGUUAUACCUUUAAAUCAGUCAUUGUUUCAGUUGAAAUUCAGUGUAGUGUUUUUAAAGUCAAAAUAAACCAUUUAGUACAAUUAGUACAUUAGAUACAAAGUGCUAAGCCUGAAAUAAAGCCAAUUUAUCAACA